Messenger RNA from Magallana angulata, 2019 nucleotides. RefSeq lists its product as uncharacterized. Bases 1 to 2019 code for a protein of 672 amino acids. Lineage: Eukaryota; Metazoa; Mollusca; Bivalvia; Ostreida; Ostreidae. The transcript has 8 exons. The record is from RefSeq and is a predicted model, not a curated record.
AUGGAAACAAGAGCAGAUGAUGAUGGCAGCGAUAUUAAGAAGGAACUUGACAACGGAAAAACAAACAUAAUGGAAACAGGAGUUGAUGGAGGCAGCGGUAUCAUCGAAGAAAUUUACAGUCGCCAAACGAAGAUAAAGGAAACAGGAGCAGAUGAUGAUGGCAGCGAUAUUAAGAAGGAACUUGACAACGGAAAAACAAACAUAAUGGAAACAGGAGUAUUUUCCGAAGAGAGACCUUGGUCUAAACCAGAGAUAUCAGAAAAGCUUAAAGACCUGUUGGCAUGUUUUAAAGUGGAGUUUUCAGAAGACCCGGAUCCUUUUCGGGAGUCAUUUGUUCGGCAUAUUAUACAGGAUGACAUGCGUAGAAAAUUAGAGACUUCUGUUCAAUCACUUUCAAAAAAGAUUGUACUCACAAAAAACAUCUCUACAAAACGACACGACUUGCCAACUGUUGAAGCUUGUGUGUUUGAAAUAGAUGUUGUAUAUGACGGCGACCAGUUUUGUGCAUCUGAGAAGGAUGCCUCCUCAAAUGAGUUUUUUAAUGUGAACGAAGAUAACUUUACCAGAGUCAUUUUGAUUAAGGGCAAUUCCCUUCCUGUGGUUGACGCUAAACUAAUAGUUUACAAAAAAUACGAACAUGUUAUCAACAAGCAAAAAAUCAUUUUACAGCAUCAAUACGAAGAAUUUGAUGAUGUGGCAAAAUUUAUAGCCUACCAAAUGAUAUCGUUGUAUUGUACUUUCGUUGAGUCAGUGAUAACCGCUUUUACAAUGCAUCUGCCUAAGAUGAUUUCAGAGUAUCCUGUCGAAUCGCUGACUGUUGGAAAAAUAGAACAAAUGUGUUUAAGAGUUUUUGAAAGAAUUGAAGACAAAGAUGUUCUGUCAAUGGAUAGUAAUAGAGAUUGGAGACGAUCGUUGGCCGCUGCAAUCCAAACAGAAAUGAGAAAACGAGAACCGGUUGUCGCUAAUGCAUCGUUGAUUAAUAGUAUCUGUCAGAGAACAGUGAACGACUUAAAGUGUAUUUUAAGUGAACUUGAGAAAUUUCAAACUUCCGUGCAUCCCGCUGACCAAAACAAACAGAUUGAAGAAUGGCUGAAAAGGGAAGUCGUGUGCGACAGAUCUGUUUUGAAAGAUCAUCCAUCCAUUUUAAAAUACAUAACUGGAUAUAGAGAUUCUGUUAAUAAAACGCAAGUUGUAAAAGUCUUCCUAAAGUGUGAGGAUAAAGAGUCAGAGAUGAUUUUCAAAAAAAGUUGUGAUGCCUCAAAGCAUCUUCAGUUUGAAUUUGUAAAUGUUGAAAGAUCCAAAGACAAAAAGAAAGAAGUCAAACAAAUAAGAUUACGUGAAAGAAAAGCCCCUGCAGUUGACAGUUCAACUAGAAAACAAUUGAAGCUUAUCAUUCAAGAGCACAGAAAGAAAAUUUAUGCACUUUUUUCAAAUGUCGUCGGUCUUCGUAUUGGCAAAGCCAGACAAGUUGGUGAUUUGAUACAAGAAGAACCCUGCAUUGUUUUGUACUGUUUAGAUAAAUGUUUAAUUCCAUUUGGUGAAAAACCUCUACCGGAGUCCAUUGCAGGAUGGCCUUGUGAUAUACGGGAAGAAUUUUUUAGAUUCGGACGAUGUCCUGGAAACUGUCCGGCCAGACAUCAAGGCCUUCCAGACCCUGGUUGUAAUAUUGGGAUAAAAUCAGACAGUAGUUCAGGAUCUGCUGGAUUCUUAUAUGAAUCUAGAGAACCCAGUAAUAAAUUAGGAAAUGGAUUUCUUACAGCAGCACAUGUUGCCGUUAAAGAUCUUGAAAGAUUGUACCCCAACACAUCAUUUACAAUGGCUAAUCUUUCUCCUGAUGACAAUAUUAUAGAUCAUCGAUCACCUCCGAAAAUCCAAGGAAGAUACUAUAGAGUUGGAAGAGUUGUAGAGGCAUUGUUCGGACAACGUGAAAACAUAGAUCUGGAUUUUGCAGUCGUAAAGAUCGAAGAAAGUAGAAAUGGAGGUAAAUAUUAUAUAACUGAAAUAAUUAAACAAUUCUAA